Messenger RNA from Meloidogyne enterolobii, 686 nucleotides. NCBI's taxonomy places the organism in Eukaryota, Metazoa, Nematoda, Chromadorea, Rhabditida, Meloidogynidae. The record is from the annotation of a GenBank genome assembly.
CACCCAAGUAGUCACCCCAGACUCAAACUCCCCUUGCCAUCGAUUUUUCAUCAAUAAUUAUUUACUGUACCUAACACUUUCUUCCCCUUUAUUUUUCCCUUUUAUUUUAUUGAUUUCAAGAAGGUUUGGGUUUCUCUAUGAGAGAAAGCCAAAACCUUCUUACCAACCAUUUUUUCCCACUUCUCCAUUUUCGGAAUUUUUUGCUUUUUUUAUUAAUACACUUAAUUUUUAGAUUCUUCGCCAAAUUAUACAGGAAAUUGAUUAUGACAAUGAUGGAAUUGUUUCGUUAGAGGAGUGGAAACGUGGGGGAUUAAUCACAAUUCCUGUACUUGUUUUACUUGGAUUUGACACGGUUUAAUUUUAAAAUUAUUUUUGAGGCCAGAAAGGGGAAGGGAAGGAAUUUAAGGGUUAGUAAAGAAGGGAGAUGGCUGUUAAGCCUUUUAUUUGAUUAACUUUAUUAAAAUAAAAUUUUUGUAUAUUUAGCAACAUAUUGCAAUGUUUGUUUGAAUAUGUUAGUUGGUUGGGGAGGUAAACAAGGAUUAGCUUGUUCUCUUUGUAAAUACACUGUACACGAACGUUGUGUUCAUUCAGCAUCAAAUAAUUGUAUUCAUACAUACAAUUCUAAUGCUUCUUCUAUGAGAGAACAACCAAUUCAACAACAUUAUUGGAUGGAUUCUAAUUGUUAA